Messenger RNA from Aspergillus saccharolyticus JOP 1030-1, 561 nucleotides. RefSeq names its product cytochrome P450. The record is from RefSeq and is a predicted model, not a curated record. Gene Ontology annotation, molecular function: oxidoreductase activity, acting on paired donors, with incorporation or reduction of molecular oxygen; heme binding; monooxygenase activity. The transcript is spliced from 2 exons. The annotation marks the transcript as partial. NCBI's taxonomy places the organism in Eukaryota, Fungi, Ascomycota, Eurotiomycetes, Eurotiales, Aspergillaceae.
UCCUCCACCUUCUACUACUUGCUGCGCCAUCCGAAAGCCCUCGCAAAGCUGCAGGCCGAAUUGCGCGAGGGCUUCUUGACAGACAACCCCCUCAAUGACGAAAAACUCUCUCGUCUCCCCUAUCUGAACGCCUGCAUCCACGAGAGCCUUCGCCUGCAGUCCCCCGUGAACGACGUGGGUGCGCGGAUUUCGACCGGCAUCGAAGUGGACGGUGUCUACGUGCCCCGAGGGGCAAAAGUCUUCGUGGAUAAGUACUCGAUUCACCGCUCCGCAAAUUACUUCCAAGACCCCGAUCAAUGGGACCCAGAACGAUGGACCACCCCGACUGCUGGGUCGGAUCUGGGCGCCUUUUCGGCCUUCUCGGUGGGCACUCAUGCGUGUCCUGGCAAGAUGAUGGGGCUGCGAGUGCUCCGUCUCACUGUUGCGAAGCUGUUGAUGAGAUACGAUUUGGAGUUGGCAAAUCCUGAGUUCGAUUGGGAUCGGGAUGCGCAUUGUUGUCAUGUUUGGCAGGACUUUCGCGUGGCUGUGCGGGUUCGCUCGCAAGCAAGGAGUGUAGGUUGA